UUAACCGUCCAAGAGAGUGUUUUUCCACGUUGGGCGCACAUGCGUUCUCGUCUUUCUUACUUGCCUACUAAAACACCAUUAGAGGUCCAAACCCAUAUUAGAUACUUGAUCAUCAUUAGUUACAUGAUAGAUACUUCGACAUUGUAAAUGAAUUUAUAUUUCACCGUAAACCAUGAGAAGUCGGUAUUAAUUUUGUAAAGAAAGCUAGAAUAAAGGAUAGGGGAAUAAAAUCAAAAGGAGAUAUAGAAUGGAAUCGUAAAAUGCAAACAAGAUUCAAUGUAUCAAGGCUUUGAAUUACAUAUAGAACUAAACGAAACAAAUGAGAGUUGGUCAAAAGGGGAAACAUAAAAUGAUAGGACUUGUUUUCUCCAAUGAAAUUAAGAUUAACUAUGAAACUCAAAAGCAUGAAAGAUUGCUCACAUGCAACCCAAAUUCAUUUGUUCUUAAUAAUGCAUGGUUAUAAAUAAUGUUUUAAAAUAAAGUAAUACAGAGCAAACGAAUUUGAAUGGAUUAAUUUGGUCAGAAUAUAUAUUAAGAAAUCGAAUUUAGGAAGAGACUAUUAGAAAAGUAAAUGUUAAAAAAAUUGAUAGAUGCCUUGGGGACUAAAACAAUAGGGAGAUGAAAAAGGGUGUGGCCUAUAAAAUUGAGAGCACAUGCAUCACCCCUUGUUGUUUUAAAUUAUUCUCUAGUUUAUAUAACACCCACUUUGGAUUAUUGUACAUGUAGACUAAUGGGAGUAUAUUAUAAAAAAGAAUAAGAAUAAUACGAUCCACCAUCACCGUCCCUAACGUUGGUCGUGUAGCCAUGCAUAACUGGUCUUUGGUCUUCUUCUUCUGACACAGAAUAAGAUCGUCUUAGAAAGGCUACCACUUGCUUCCUUAGAUACUCUCGUAUCAAAUAUGAUUAUCAUAGUCUUACCCCAAAAAAAUGAUAAUCUUUCUCAAAGACUUUCUCUUUUAAUUUGUGUUAGUCAAAAGUCAAAACCCGACACUGGGUGAUUAAUUCGUUUUACAAGAUUUAUACGCAUAUAAUAGAUGCUUAAGUAAUGACUUCAUGAUCCCAUGAUAAAGUCGACUACCUUCAAUCAUAUGACCAUCAUUGCGCCCUUUCUUUCCAAAUUGUUUUAUUAUUUUUGAAACACCAAACUCAUUGUUUUUCGAGUUGUAUGAUUGAUAAGAGGAAAACCGUUUACGUUUCAUGAAAUAAUUAGGAAUUGCUUCUCUUUUUCUCUGGAGAGUGUAUGAUUACAAUCGCAGUUCAUGCAUAUUCCAUAUCAUUUAAAUUGGACCAACACAUGCAAUAGUAUUUGGAUAUUCUCCGAAUUUAAUAGUUUACUACUGCCGACUACGUUAUUUAUCUAUAAUUUUUGUUUAUCUAUCAACUGCGAGAUCAUAUUAUUAGACAAGUAAAGUUGGUAGCUAAAGUAACAUGCUAAUCAUGGCUCCCCUUAUCAUUCACCAUCUUUUAUUUUCAGCUUAUUAUUGUUGACGAGUGAUGAGUACACAGAGAUGUCAGAUGUAUCUAAUUAUAAUGCUAACUCAUUGCUAUAUGCAUUUAUUUUUAAUGGUUUUUCUUAUUAUUUGUUCGCUCUCAUUUGUAACAAAACCAAACUCCUUUGUAUUUUAAAUAAAUUGGAGUUAAUAUACUAGCAGCUAUGAUCAAAGUUAGUCCGAUCUAAGCAUUAGAUUUGAGCGGAACCAUUUAUGAAAUCACUAGUAUACAAUCCUUGAGAAAUGAAUAAAACAUGCUACCAAGUGGCAAAUCAUUUGAUAAUUAUAUAUUUCGAUUGACUGAUAAUUGAUAUAUCAUAGCCUCAUAGGCCACAAUUAACUCAACAGCAGUGCUGUUUUUUUAAAUGAUGUUCAUAUUGGAAUAAAGAUAAAAAUAUAUUUAUAUAGAAUAUAAAAAUGAGAAAAGGAAAGGAAAGGUGCAUGCAGCUCUUAUAUAAAAGGGUUGUCAAAGGGAUACCAACACACAUUCCUUCCCUCAUUUUUCUUCUCCUUCAACUAGAAUAAAUAAUCUAAACCGGAUAUCAAGAAUAUAAACCGGAUACAGAACGAUGAACACAUCCAAGACCAAGAAGAAGCAAGAAGAGGUUGGAACAAAGUUUCUUGGGGUAAGAAGGAGGCCUUGGGGAAGAUACGCAGCUGAGAUAAGAGACCCAACUACAAAGGAGCGUCACUGGCUUGGUACCUUUGAUACGGCUGAGGAAGCUGCCUUGGCCUACGACAGAGCUUCUCGGUCCAUGCGUGGAACUCGUGCCCGAACCAACUUUGUCUACUCAGACAUGCCUCCUUCCUCCUCCGUCACCUCCAUUGUUUCUCCUGACGAUCCUCCUCCACCACCUCCUGCUGCUUCUCUUACUUGUCCAAAUGAUCCUGUCGAUUACAUGAUGAUGUUUAACCAAUAUUCAUCCACGGAUUCGCCAAUGCUUCAGCCUCAUUCUGAUCAAAUGGAGAGUAGUUACAUGUUUGGUGGCUCUCCUUCUUGUUAUUCUAACAGCAGCUGCGAGCUGCCUCCUCUGCCGAGCGACUUGUCUAGUUCUUGUUAUAGCCAACAACAAUGGAGCGUGGAAGACUUCUCCUCCGCUAACUAUUUCGAGGGUGAGUACGUCCACAGCCCAAUGUUCAGUAGAAUGCCUUCGGUUUCUGACUCCUUGCCUCAUGGUUUCAACCACUUUUAUUCCUAUAAUUAACAUCUUCUCAUCCAUAUUUAAUUUAUUUUCACCUUUGUUUCUUUUUUUUUCAUCAUGUUUAGCCGUCCUUGAUCUCUUUCUAUGAUCAAAGUGACUGUUUGUCUUUCAAUAAGGAGUUAUCCCUUUUGUAUCUUAACCAAUGGAAAACAAAAUUUACAUGCAUAUUACAUAUGGGCCUUAGAAUUCAAGGCCCCAAAAUGCCUGAUGGGCUAUGGCUUGACAUGACAUACUCUGUUUAUAUUAUUCAUGUUCGUUCCUUAUGGUAGAACUAGAUUUAUAGGUUAGACAUACUACAUUUUUGGUUUUUUGGUGUAUAUAAUAAGCUAAUGUAAUCCGAAAUGUUUGGCAUACUAAUUAGGGAGGCCGACUAGUUAAUAAAGAAGACUUGGCCCUCGAGUCAUUUGCUAUAAUAGGCCAAAACUUAGGCCCAGAUGUAUCAUGUAAUGCAUCUGCACGGUUCGAUAAUUUGAAAUCUAGAGUACGUGUGGGACUGGGAAGGGUAGUGGUGAAACCUCCUUAGUGGUUAAGUCAUGGAGAAAAAAAAGAAAAAGGUUGUUUUUUUUGUCACAAAAAAAGGUUAAACAAUAAAAUGAGAGCUUGAAACGGCCAAAAAGCAACGUUAUGGUGGUGGUGCGAAUAUUUAUGUGUAUUAUUCGCUCUUUCUAUUCAAUCAAAUGAAAGUUACGUACAUGUCUUAAGAUAUCGUUUCCGAAAGUCACAUAAUCUACUACUUUCUUUGUCAAUAAUAUAUAUCUACUCCAGAAACACCGAGACGGAUGAUGAUGAGUACAUUACAUUCACGCAAGUUAUUGGUGUUUGGUCAAAAUAUAUCGAGACUUGUCUGAAAUCUUUCACCAGACAUUACACAACAGAAAAAGGAGGCGCGCGAAUAUGAUAAUAGUAAAAGGCAACAAAAGCUAAAUAAAGAGAGAGAAAAGUAAAGCGUUUUAGCCUCAAUCAACGGUAACGUAUCUUAAUUUAUGAGGUUCGUCUUUCUUUUACUUUUGUCACCAAGAGUUUGCGGCAAUGGUUGACUAGUUAUGCAUGGGAACAGAAGUAGCAAACAACAGUGCCGUGCGAAGGUUUUCGGAGGCCCGAGGCGAGUUCAAAAAUAUAAUUUACAUGAUAUAUUUUCAAUAAUAUAUAUAUAUAUAUAUAUAUAACACUCAAAAGUUUUGACUUAUUACGUAAACGUUUUCAAAAUUUUCUUCACCAAAAUUUUAUAAAUAAAAUUUUUAAAUCAUGAACAAAAAGUAUGAAUUUGUAAUAUAAAUACAAGGAUAUAAAUUUUUGAAUGAAAUGUUAGUAGCUGUCAAAAAUGUAAAUCUUAGCAUUUAAAUUAAC
Brassica rapa (field mustard) is the source of this 4039-nucleotide messenger RNA. Its product is annotated as ethylene-responsive transcription factor LEP-like. Gene Ontology annotation, molecular function: DNA-binding transcription factor activity; DNA binding. The record is from RefSeq and is a predicted model, not a curated record. Gene Ontology annotation, biological process: regulation of DNA-templated transcription. Lineage: Eukaryota; Viridiplantae; Streptophyta; Magnoliopsida; Brassicales; Brassicaceae.